Messenger RNA from Xylaria bambusicola, 1551 nucleotides. Its product is annotated as amino acid permease/ SLC12A domain-containing protein. Gene Ontology annotation, biological process: amino acid transmembrane transport. Lineage: Eukaryota; Fungi; Ascomycota; Sordariomycetes; Xylariales; Xylariaceae. The record is from RefSeq and is a predicted model, not a curated record. Gene Ontology annotation, cellular component: membrane. Bases 1 to 1551 code for a protein of 516 amino acids. Gene Ontology annotation, molecular function: amino acid transmembrane transporter activity. The transcript is spliced from 5 exons.
AUGGCAACAACACCAGGGAAUGUCGCCACCACACCCGGUUCGCCGGAGCUUGCGUCAACAGGCCUUGAAAAGGUCAUCACCACGCGCCAAUUUAUUUUCAUGGCGCUUGGUUCUUCUAUUGGUGCUGGCUUGCUUAUAGCAUCAGGUCAAGCUCUCGACGUCUCGGGCCCAGCGCCACUCUUGAUAGCUUUUGCCAUGAAUGGCUUUGCCGUGUGGGUUACCAUGUGCAACCUUGGGGAACUGUCGACCCAUUUUCCUGGCGAAGGGUCUUUCUACGAAUUCUCAGUUCGCUUCAUCUCGCCAGCGUGGGGGUUCACGAUGGGCUGGAAUUAUGUUCUGAAUAUGAUAUUCAUAGUUCCUUUUGAAAUCAUCAUCGUGGUUAUGUGCGCACGGUAUUGGGAUAUUAAUAUCUCAGCUCUCUACCUCGUUCCCGUUAUCAUCUUCGGGUUAAUCGUCAUCUACGCAUUCGGCACGAGAUGGUACGCUGAGGCUGAGAAUCUCUUUGGUAUCCUCAAGAUCAUUGUUAUUGCCGUCUUCAUUGUAACCGCUAUUUGCAUCCUGGCCGGUGGUGUACGAACCGACCCACGCCCUACAGUAGACUUGGCGUAUAAGCAAUGGGGCUCCGGAGCAUUCUUGAACGGCGCACCGGGAUUCUUCUUCGCCUUCGCUACUGCUGGUAUGGCGUAUGGCGGUACUGAAAUGUUAGGGCUAACAGCGGCUGAGUGCUGUUCGCCGCAGCGCGUCAUGAAACUCGCAAUGAUCGCGGUCCGGAUAAUACUGUUGCAUCUAGUCCCUGUGCUCCUGCUCAGCCUCGUGCUCACAAGCCGUACUAGCCCCUCAGCUAAUAACGAUGGCUCGGCUAAGGAACUAAUAAGCCCCUUCGUUGUGGCCGUCUCAGAAGCUCACAUUCCCGUACUCCCGGACUUUAUGAAUGUCGUUAUCGUCACCUCCAUCUUCUCCGUAGCCAGCGCGUGCGUAUUCGCAGCUUCUCGGGCUUUGCAAGCGAUCUCGGCGCGCGGCAUGGGCCCUCGCUUUUGUGGACGACUCUAUCGAGACAAGCCAGUGGGUGCGCUUGCCAUCAUCUUCGCCUUUUCGCUACUCUCUUUCAUCAAAGCUGCAAAGAAUGGUGACGAGGUUUUCGUGUGGUUACUUUCUCUCAAUUCGUGCUCCAACUACUUGACCUGGUUGUCUAUCUGUGUUGCCCAGAUUCGCUGCCGACUCGCCCUCAAGAGACAACGCAGAUCCUUCCAAGACCCGCAGGCAUACAACUCACCCGUUGGCAUCAUCGGAUCCGUCGUUGCUGUCAUUAUCUUCGCGUACGGGUUGGUGGUGCAGAUUGCGGCUGGGGCGAAGAGCCCGUUGGUCCCUCCGCCCCCGGUCGCCGCGAGUUUCAUUGGACUUGUUGUCGUCGUCGUUUUGUGGGUUGGAUACAUGUUAUACAUGCACGACCGCACGUUCAUGAUUCCUCUAGACAUGAUCGAAUUCGGGCAUAAAGAGAACAUAUUCAUUCCCACAACUCUUCCCGAGUCUGAUCAAGCACCUGCAGUGUAA